AUGGCGGAAGCUGCGGCCACCUCAGUUCCUAAAUCCACGGCUUCAGCCCCCGCAUCGACCACCGCAACAUCGGCCACGCCGCAAGCUGCUGACCUGCAGCCCUCCACCACGCAUCCGACUGCUGUGGCCACCACCGCCACUGCAACUGCUUCUGCCACGCCUGCUACCACGGCUUCUGCCACGCCUGCUACCACGGCUUCUGCCACGCCUGCUACCACGGCUUCUGCCACGCCUGCUACCACGGCUUCUGCCACGCCUGCUACCACGGCCAGUCCCGCAACAACCACGGCCAGUCCCGCACAGACCGCAAUGCCGACAACAACUGCUGCCACGAGUAACGCACGCCCCGUGCUCGGGCCUUAUCAGGCUGCGCGACCCUUGAGUGGUCUCAUGCAGUCUUAUCCCAUGGCCCAACGGGGUGUCAUCGGGGGUCGACCCAUGUACACGGCUGGCAUGCCCUAUAACGGCCCCUAUGGAUACCCGCCACAAUCUUACGUCUCAGCACACUACGGGGUCAUCCGUCCACCCAAUGCGCCGCUGACGACAGCUGGCCGAGGCUACACCUACACCUCUCCAAUGACUCGUAUCCCAGUGUCAGCCACCUUUGCUUCUGCCACGGUUACCCCAACAGGUACUUCUACCAGCACCAGCACGGCGGCCACGGCGGCUCCGACCAACACGUCUACCACAGGGACUGCUGCUGCUGAUGCAGCUGAUGCAACCGCCAAGGCACCCAAGGCAACCAAGGCACCCAAGACCAAGGCCGCGAAAACGCCCAAGGAGCCCAAGCCUCCGAAAGCGCCCAAAGCGCCAAAGGCGCCCAAAGCCCCCAAAGUGUCAAAGGAGCCCAAGACGCCCAAAGCCCCAAAGACACCCAAGGCACCCAAGACUAAAAAAGAACCCAAAGUCAAGACGCCCAAGGAGCCCAAGACGCCCAAAGUACCGCGAGCUAAAAAAGAGCCCAAGUCCAAGAAGGAGUCCAAUAGUAACAAACGCGGCGCCUCAAGUCCAGCGCCAAUGUCUGAAGAAGCCAAUCCUGCUGCUGGCGAUCGUGCACUGACAGGCACCAAUGCAGAGACGAUUGGAACUCUGAGCGCCACUGCCUCCCCCCUUCCUGAAAGCCUGGCCAAAGAUGCCGCAGCAACGACCUCUUCCCCCGCCGCAGCUGCAGACUCUAGCAGCACCGCAAAGCGCAAGGCGGAAAAAAAGAGUGGUGGUACCAAAAAAGGUGCAAAGGCGUCCAAGACCGAUGCUGUAGACAAAGCAAAAGGGGGUGCUGAUCAGCCCCCACGGUCCCGCAAGGGUUCUGGAAGCAAGAAAGGCACACCUGCCAAGAACACGCCCAGCAAGGCCGCGCCUCACACCCCCAGCAGCAGCCGAGCCUCCGCCAAGAAUCAGCAAGGCCCGGCCAAGCCACUCAAGCCCACGGUGCUCACUUGGACUGCCCUCGACGACUUUAAACUCAUUGCAAACGUCGAGCAGACCUCGGACUUGGUUAUGGUCCACCAAGGCAUCAAGUUUAGCAAGCCGUUUUCUUUAAAACACGUCGUUCGGCGCUGGCAUGCCAUUCUGUAUGUGGAAGAUGUGACACGGAUCGUUUGCGCUGGUUUGUCGGGCCUUGAUGCCAAAGCGCGUCAACAGGUGUACAGUAACCUGCUUUUCUCUCAGGCCGAAGAAUUGGCCCUGCAGUCCUUCGCCCUGUCCCUGCCAGAGGGAGCCAGUCUUCCAGAUGAAGCGGCAUUUGCUGACCUCCUUCAUCAACAGCGCGAAGCCUUCCACCUUUGCCGCACCCCAACUAGCUUAAGAACCCAUUACAUUCGCCUGGCCGAGCUUGGCAUGCUGGCACGUCAUCCAGAGCGCUUUAAACAGGGUCGUCAUCAGCUCUUGACCUUGCUCCAGGACCCCGGUACACAGCUUGCCAAAGCAUCGGCCAGUCUGCGUCAUGAGCUUGAGAUGCUGGAUCUCAAGCUAAACCGCAAGAUUCGUCGCUUGGAAAUGCAGUUGGCAACCUGGAGUGCGCUGCCAGGCGUGGAUGCAACAAUGACCGAGGGCAUCGAACAGUUUGACAGCACCACGUUGGCCGUUGUGCGCGGCCAACACCUGCACUACCGGAUUCGCUCGCGCCAGGCUGUCAUCGGACGCCAGAGCGCCGAGGGUCCCGUUGACAUUGACGUUGAGCUAGAGGGUCCAGCACCGCGAGUUUCGAGGUGGCAAGCCACGCUCAAGCUCAAACAUGACGGACACUUUUACCUUUACAACCAGGGUAAACGCAUCAUCUCAGCCAAUGGCAUGAUCAUAUCUCCCGGAUACAAGCGACACGCUUUGUGCGGGUCGGUUCUCACCGUAGGUUGCCAGAUUACUGUGUGCUUGACAUUUGUGGAGUCCAACUCAUAUUUGAGGCUCAUCAAGCCCUACUCCGUACUCUUGCGCAAGCAUCAUGACUAA
This is a messenger RNA of Monosiga brevicollis MX1, 2445 nucleotides long. RefSeq lists its product as uncharacterized. The coding region runs from base 1 to 2445 and encodes 814 amino acids. The record is from RefSeq and is a predicted model, not a curated record. Gene Ontology annotation, molecular function: G-quadruplex RNA binding; protein binding. Gene Ontology annotation, biological process: positive regulation of transcription by RNA polymerase II. The transcript is spliced from 11 exons. Gene Ontology annotation, cellular component: NSL complex; MLL1 complex; Ino80 complex. NCBI's taxonomy places the organism in Eukaryota, Choanoflagellata, Craspedida, Salpingoecidae.